This is a messenger RNA of Salvelinus namaycush (lake trout), 492 nucleotides long. Its product is annotated as transcription factor MafG-like. The record is from RefSeq and is a predicted model, not a curated record. Gene Ontology annotation, cellular component: nucleus. Gene Ontology annotation, molecular function: DNA-binding transcription factor activity, RNA polymerase II-specific; RNA polymerase II cis-regulatory region sequence-specific DNA binding. The coding region runs from base 1 to 492 and encodes 163 amino acids. Gene Ontology annotation, biological process: regulation of transcription by RNA polymerase II; regulation of epidermal cell differentiation. NCBI's taxonomy places the organism in Eukaryota, Metazoa, Chordata, Actinopteri, Salmoniformes, Salmonidae. The transcript is spliced from 2 exons.
AUGACUACUACAAACAAGGGAAACAAAGCCUUGAAGGUGAAGAAGGAGCCAGGGGAGAAUGGGACCAGCCUCACGGACGACGAACUGGUGACCAUGUCUGUCCGGGAGCUCAACGCUCACCUCCGCGGCCUCACCAAGGACGAAAUCCUGCAGCUCAAGCAGCGGCGGCGCACCCUGAAGAACCGUGGCUACGCCGCCAGCUGCCGCGUCAAGCGGGUCACCCAGAAGGAGGAGCUAGAGAAGCAGAAGACGGCGCUGCAGCUGGAGGUGGACAAGCUGGCCACAGAGAACGCCACCAUGAAGGUGGAGCUGGACUCGCUGCGCUCCAAGUACGAGGCCCUGCAGAGCUUCGCCAGGACUGUGGCGCGCAGCCCGGCCGUAGCCUUAACCCCAGGGGGUCGGGGGGUCAUGGGGCCCCUGGUCCCUGGGAAGGUGGCCACGGCCACCAGCGUCAUCACCAUCAUCAAGUCCAAGACGGGAGCCAAGUCGUAG